UUGGAGGAAGCUCCCACAUCUCUUCUUCCUGUUAUCUCCGGGUUGGUUGCUAUCCAGAUCUGCACUGCAAACUAAACAGCAGAGGAUUCAGAAUCAUGGUUGGAAACUGUGACUACAUUCAGCUAAAUGAGAAUGGCACCAUGCUGAACCUGAAUGACUGUCUGGCGUCCUGCCUGAGGUGCUCACUGGAGGCUGCCAAUGCCAUCCUGGAAAGGCAGAUCCGUGAGUACUAUGAGAAGAAAGGGCUGAUCGCACAGAGGGACUACAGACACUACAGGAACACCAUCAAUUGCCUGAAGGAAAAGGUACUCUUGGCUACCAUCAACAAUGCCAACAUCCUCCUGCAGAUCGACAACUCUAAACUGGCUGCUGAUGACUUGAAGAUAAAAUGUGAGCAUGAGUUAGUAGUGCGACAGUCUGUGGAGGCCGACAUUGCUAACCUGCGCUACUUGCUGGACCAGACGACCCUGACAAAGGCCGACCUGGAGAUUCAGAUUCAGGAAGAUCUAGCAUGUCUGAAGAAGAACCACCAGGAGGAGGCAGCACUAUUCUGUCAGUUGACAAACACAAAAGUGUGUGUGGAAGUGGAUGCUGCUCCUCAGCAAGACCUGAACAAGGUUUUAGACGACAUCUGUUGCCAUUAUGAGAGCAUCAUAAACAAACACCGCAGAAAACAGGAGUGCUGGUUCAAAGAGAAGGUGAGACUUCAGCCUCUGUUUCUUUGAGGUGAAUCCUAAUAAGCUGUCAUAUAUAGUGGCAGACUUUUGAAGAUGCAUGUGUAAAGUCCAGCUGGUAGGUGCUGUGCAGGUAAACCUCACCUGACCUCAAGAGGUGCACUAGCGACUGAUGUUAGAGGUUGUGGUCCUUAGCCUUCUUGUUAGUGUGCCCACCUCCCAUGCUGGUGACCUGGGUUUGAGCCCCACUCGGAGCAGGUGCAAAUAGGACCUGAGGUGGGGGUGUUACACAUGACAGUUGUGUGUGUUUAUGACUCUCUUUAAGACAACGCAACUGUGCAAAGAUGUGGCCACCAACCCGAUAGCCUAGAAACCUCUAGGUCACAGAUCUCAGAAUUCAGUGACUGGAGAUCGAGCAGCAGUCUCAAAUCAGCAUGGUGAGUAAAUUAUCUGUUUGUUAGAAUGCACAGGCGCAUUAGAUGGAAUAGACUUAUAAAUGUGCACUAUGCAUAUACACUAUGCAACUUUUAAAAUCUGAACAAAUUCUAUAACAAUAGGUAUCACUUGCCAACUUUGUAAAUGGUUGCAGAGAAAAACUGGCUAUCAUAGACAAUGACUGAGGAUCACAUACUACAAGACUUUCAAGUGAUUCUGAAUACAACAAACUCACUCAGAAUCAUGCUGUGUUGCUAUGUAGUGUAUUCCAGCCUUAAAAAGCUCAAUUUAUAAUGCCAUUGUUGUCAGAUUUUAUUCUUGAUAUUUCCAAUGAAAUUUCAG
Molecule: messenger RNA, 1451 nt
Organism: Cyprinus carpio (common carp)
Lineage: Eukaryota; Metazoa; Chordata; Actinopteri; Cypriniformes; Cyprinidae
Product: keratin, type I cytoskeletal 47 kDa-like
Exons: 4
Coding region: 96-725 (209 amino acids)
Molecular function (GO): structural molecule activity
Source: RefSeq, a predicted model, not a curated record